CUAUGGCGGAUCUGAGAGCUGCUGUCACUCACGGUGUCCGUAACGAUUGUAAAUAAAACACAAAUACUAUCAUUUACACUGAUUUCACUUCGCUUACCACAAGAUCAAUAUUGAGGCUUCGGCUUCAGCAGCUUUGGAGCGCCAGCCAUGGCGUCUCUGUCCGAGGAGGUGUUGUUGGUGGUGAAGAGGGUCCGUCAGAGGAAGCAGGACGGGACUUUGUACCUGAUGGCCGAGCGGAUCGCCUGGGGUCCGGAAGGGAAGGACCGCUUCACAGUCAGCCACCUGUAUGCCGACAUCCGCUGUCAGAAGAUCAGUCCUGAUGGGAAGGCGAAGAUCCAGCUCCAGCUGGUUCUGCACACGGGAGAAAGCACCACCUUUCAUUUCGCCAAUGAGAGCACAGCACUGAAGGACAGAGACGCCACCAAAGAACUCCUACAGCAGCUCCUGCCCAAGUUCAAGAAGAAAGCCAAUAAAGAGCUGGAGGAGAAGAACAGGAUGUUGCAGGAAGACCCUGUUCUGUUCCAGCUCUAUAAGGACUUAGUGGUGAGUCAGGUGAUCAGCGCUGAGGAGUUCUGGGCCAAUCGGCUGAGCCUGAAUUCUGUGGAGCACUCCCUCUCCAACAACAACAAACAGGAAGUGGGCAUCUCUGCUGCCUUCCUGGCCGACAUUAGACCGCAGACAGAUGGCUGCAAUGGUCUGCGCUAUAAUCUGACCUCUGAUAUCAUCGAGUCGAUCUUCAGAACUUACCCUACAGUCAAGCAGAAAUACGCUGAGAAUGUUCCUCACAACAUGACGGAGAAAGAGUUCUGGACGCGGUUCUUUCAGUCUCAUUACUUUCACAGAGACCGGAUCAACACGGGCCAGCAGGACAUCUUCUCAGAGUGUGCCAAACAGGACGAGAAGGGCCUGAAGUCAAUGGUGACCCAGGGAGUGAAGAACCCCAUGGUGGAUCUGCUGUCACUCGAGGAUAAAACAUUAGAUGAGGGUUACGGGACAGCUACAGUUCCCACUACGUCAAACCCAGCAAACAAAACGCUGAGAGAGAACAGCAACUCUGCCAUAAUCAAACGCUUCAACCACCACAGUGCCAUGGUCCUGGCAGCCGGCCUACGCAAGGCGGAAGCUCCCAAUGAUCAAGCCAGUGAGACCAGCAGCACUGAUGGGAACUCCAGAGAUUCAGAUUUCUUCCAGCCACCACUCAAAAAGGUGAAAUUACAGGAAGCCAUCGAGUAUGAUGACCUGCAGGGUGACUCUGGGCGAAAGACCAUCGCUCUGAACCUAAAGAAAUCAGACAGAUAUUCCCAUGGCCCGGUUCCUCUUCAGUCGCAGCAUUACACCACCAGUCAGGACAUUAUCAACUCCAUCAGCAUUAUCCAGCACGAAAUGAGGAACUAUAAACCCCGUCUGACACAGGUGAUGUCCAGCAGUGCGGCGAGCUCCGCCAUCACAGCGCUCUCACCUGGAGGGGUUCUGAUGCAGGGCGGAGGCCAACAGACCAUUAACCAAUUAGUGCCCACUGAUGUUCAGAGCGAGCUGAAGCACUUAUAUACAGCCGCCGGAGAGCUGCUCCGACACUUCUGGUCCUGUUUCCCCGUCAACACUCCGUUUCUGGAGGAAAAGGUGGUAAAGAUGAAGUCUAACCUGGAGAGAUUCCAAGUGACGAAGCUCCGCCCCUUUCAAGAGAAGAUCCAACGGCAGUAUUUGAGCACUAAUCUAACGGGGCACCUGGAGGAAAUGCUUCAGGCUGCGUACAACAAGUUCCAAGCCUGGCAAACGCGCAGAAUGAUGAGAAAAACCUGAGGAGACGGAGAGAAAUCCAUGAAAGAGAGAAAAGACUGGGUGAAUUUAAAGAGAAAAGGGAGAAGAACAGAGACGCUCUCUCCCAGCUUGGGCCGAAUGGAGCCUGAUGGGCGGAUUUUCCAGCCAAUCAGAGCUGGAGGUGCUAGUGAGCAUGUCUGCCUGGGGGAGGGGCUUGGAGAAGCAAAUUCUGUAAUCCUAUUGGUCCACGUGGAGAUGGGCUGCGCAAGUCACAAAUAACUGUAAUUAUUUUCUUCUCUCUUUACUUUGUUCGUUCCGUUCCGUUUUUUUUGCCUUUCCUGUUUUUUUUUGUUUGUUUUUUUCAGUGGAUAAUUUCAUUUCCUAGGUAAGAUGUGACAUUUUAACAGUGUUGUAUUUCUACAAUGACCAAACUGGGCUCAAUAAUAUCGGUGGAAACUCAGGAACUUAUAACGUUUAAUGCAAAGGACUCAGUUUGAGGGAGAAGCUUUUAAGUCAUUGAUAAGGAGGACUCUUUACAAAUCGGCUAUUGCAAUCCAGUACAACCCUCCCGAGACUUGAGGCUGAUUGGAAAUCAGUUGCUCGAGACGCGCCAAUGGGAGGAGAUAUAGCAAUACUGUAAAAAAAAAAAAACAAAAAAAAAAAAAAAAAUAAUAAUUUCUAUGUAGUGCAUUUACUGAUCUGUGUACGCCAUGAACACGUACACGCUCAUCCGCACUGCUUUAUAACGUGUCUUCUCUAGCUGCACUGAGUUGUGGAUGUUAUUGCAAAUAAAGUCAUGGUUUAAACUGUUCAACUGGUGUCGU
Molecule: messenger RNA, 2582 nt
Organism: Labeo rohita (rohu)
Lineage: Eukaryota; Metazoa; Chordata; Actinopteri; Cypriniformes; Cyprinidae
Gene: gtf2h1
Product: general transcription factor IIH, polypeptide 1
Exons: 15
Coding region: 148-1800 (550 amino acids)
Biological process (GO): transcription by RNA polymerase II; transcription by RNA polymerase I; nucleotide-excision repair
Cellular component (GO): transcription factor TFIIH core complex; transcription factor TFIIH holo complex
Source: RefSeq, a predicted model, not a curated record